This is a messenger RNA of Drosophila takahashii, 2164 nucleotides long. RefSeq names its product organic cation transporter protein. Gene Ontology annotation, cellular component: membrane. Gene Ontology annotation, biological process: transmembrane transport. The record is from RefSeq and is a predicted model, not a curated record. Lineage: Eukaryota; Metazoa; Arthropoda; Insecta; Diptera; Drosophilidae. Gene Ontology annotation, molecular function: transmembrane transporter activity.
CUGAGAUACCAACGAUCGACGCGGGUUUUAUAUUCAUUUCCAAUCGAUCGAUCGAAACGCAAAAGUGGAGCAAUAAAAUCGGAAGUCUUGGGAAAUCGCUAGAUAUAUAGAUAGAUAUUACUCCUCGAUAUGAGUGGCGUGCUUCGUCGCGGUUCCCUGAAUUUCGACUGUGUGGGCGGACCGAGGGACAAGGGCAGGGGCAGCCUGGAGGCGAACCUGUAUGGCGGAUAUCGCGAGACAAGGCCCGGCCCAAAGACCCCGGAAAUCAGUGUCAUAGCAUUGGACUUUCGUCGCUACUCCGAAGACCUCAAGAAGCCAGCCGCACAGGAGGAGCAGAGGGAGCAACCUCCAAAAAGGGACCUCAGCCAGGAUGCGGACAGCGACGUGAUAUCCAAUUUCCUGGGCCACUACACCCGCUGGAGCUUCCUGUGGACCCUGCUGCUCUGCCUCUUCCAGCUGCCCACCACCUUCCACCUGUUCAUGUUUGUCUUCCAGCUAACGGAUGUGAGUGGACCGGACGAGGCCUCGCCGAUGUUGGAGUCCGGCGAUAUGGAGGAGCUGGACCAGUUGCACACCAAGCUCCUGGAACGCCUGCUGGGCUGCCUGACUCCCUGGCAGGCCAGGUGGUGUGCCCUGCUCUCGAUCUUCCAGGCCAUCUGCACCUUCCACAUAUUCGUCUACGUGUUCCAGAUUGCUCCCAAAGACUUUUGGUGUGCGCGGCCGGACAACCUAAUGCAGAUGAGUGUCUCCGAAUGGCGUAAUAUCAGCCAGUCCUCAAAUGGUUGCCUGCUGCUCGAUAUGGACUUCACCCAGGUGACCUACGAGGAUAAUCAGCUGGUCAACUGGCCGGCAAAUGCUUCAGAAAUGGGUUACCGGCAGUGCCGGCACUUUGAGUUCUCCGACGAGGAAGGAUCUGCUAAGACUCUGGUCCAGGAGUUCGAGCUGGUUUGCGGUCGGGACAUCCUCAGUCUGGUGGAAACCUGCUUUCUGGUAGGCGCUGCAGCAGGAGCCGUGCUCAGCGGCUGGAUUUCAGAUCGCUUUGGCAGAAGGCACACCCUAAUGGCAUUCGUCACUAUCCAAAGUGUUUUCGGUGGAAUUUUGGCCUUCUCAACAUCGGUGGCCAUGUUCAUGUCGCUACGUGUUAUAAUUGGAUUCGCAUCAAUGACCGUGACUGUUGUGAGCUUCGUUUUGGUGGUGGAGCUGGUCUCCGGCAGGUGGCGCACCGUAAUCGGCAUUCUCAACAUUCUGCCCGUGGCCAUCUCGUACGUCCUCUCCGCCGGACUGGCCUACCUCAUCCGCGACUGGCGGCACCUCCAGCUGGCCAUCUCCUUUCCCUGGCUAAUCAUGCUCACAAUUUGGUUUUGGCUGCCGGAGUCGCCCCGCUGGCUUUUGGCCCAGGGUCGGUUGGAUGAGUUGUGCGCGCUAAUUGAGCGAGCGGCCCGAAUGAAUGGGACCAGCGGCACUUUGCCCAGUAACUAUCGCAAGACGCUCGAGGCGGCGGUUCCUCGGGCGGUCACCCAAUCUCCACCAGAAGCGGCGACCAGCGAAGAGGUGAAGGCAGCCGAAGCAGAGGCACCCGAUCACAGCCAUGUGAAUCCCCUGCUGGUGGUUUUUAGUGCCAAGUACUGGCGCACCACAUGCCUCACUUUGGUCAUCUGGCUCACCCUAAUCAUCAUUUACUUUGGCCUGACCUUGCACCUUAGCAAUUUGGGUGGCAACAUCUACAUCAAUAGUGCCGUGGCGGGAUCCGUGGAGGCCAUUUCCAUCUGCAUCAGCAUCUUGGUGGUUUUGAAGGUUGGCAUACGAAAAAGUCUCAUUGGUUACAUGCUACUGCCGGGUCUCUGCUGUCUGGCCACGAAUCUAAUGCCGAAUCAGACGGGUGUGAUUGCACUGGCCACCAUAGCCAAGUGCCUUAUUGGAGCCAACAACGCCAUUAUUCCCACCUACACUGCAAUGCAAUAUCCCACUAUCGUUCGCAACUUUGGCGUUGGCAUGGGCAAUUUGGCCUCGGGAGUGGCCCUAAUCCUUGUGCCCUUCCUCUGGCAACUGGAGCACAUUGAUCCCCUGCUGCCCUUGAAUGUUAUGGGAGUAAGCGGUCUGAUUGGCGCCAUUGCCAUCAGCCUUAUGAAGGAUGUGGAAUAGCCAGGAUCGGGAAUUGGACAUU